Beta vulgaris subsp. vulgaris (sugar beet) is the source of this 1589-nucleotide messenger RNA. RefSeq names its product bidirectional sugar transporter SWEET9. Gene Ontology annotation, cellular component: membrane. The record is from RefSeq and is a predicted model, not a curated record. The coding region runs from base 119 to 1126 and encodes 335 amino acids. The transcript is spliced from 5 exons. Gene Ontology annotation, biological process: carbohydrate transport. Lineage: Eukaryota; Viridiplantae; Streptophyta; Magnoliopsida; Caryophyllales; Amaranthaceae. Gene Ontology annotation, molecular function: sugar transmembrane transporter activity.
UUGCCAUAAUAACUCUUUUCUAUCUCCGCUCUUUCUCUCUCUCCUUAUUUUCACUCUCUAACAUAGCUUAUUAUUUUAGCUUAUUAGCUCCUAUCUACUAAAGUUUUUUAAGUUGAAAAUGGCAUUCACACCUCUUCACCUCCAUGAAUUAACCGUUAUUUUUGGCAUUCUCGGAAACAUUGUUUCCUUUGGUGUCUACUUGGCACCUUUGCCAACGUUUUGGAGGAUAUUCAAGAAGAAAUCAACACAAGGUUUUCAAUCCAUACCUUAUUCAGUUGCACUCUUUAGUGCCAUGCUUUUGUUGUACUAUGCUUUCAUCAAAGAAAAGAAUGGCACUAUGAUCAUCACUAUCAACACCAUUGGCUGUGCCAUUGAAGGAUCUUAUCUCAUUGUAUACCUCAUUUAUGCUCCUAAAAAAGCCAAGGUUUACACAGCCAAGCUGUUAGGACUAUUCAAUGUAGGGUUUUUCGGGUUGAUAGUUCUGACAACCAUGCUGUUCGUUCGAGGUAUCGACCAACAUAAGAUGUUGUCGAAAGGCGGUAUGCGUGAAAACGUUGUUGGAUGGAUUUGUGGCAUCUUCUCCGUUUGUGUCUUCGCUGCUCCUCUUAGUGCCAUUAGAAUGGUAAUUAGGACAAAGAGUGUGGAAUUCAUGCCGUUUUGGUUAUCUUUAUCGCUCACCCUUUGCGCGGUUAUGUGGUUCUUUUAUGGUUUCCUCAUUAAGGACUUCUACAUUGCUUUGCCAAAUAUCCUUGGAUUUGGAUUUGGAAUAGCUCAAAUGAUACUAUACAUAAUAUACAAAGAUUCAACAAAGAAGAAGCAAAACAAUAAUAUAAAUGGCGAUCUUGUGAUAAAAGAAACAGAUAUCAUGCAACUUCAAGAGCUAGCAGUUGACAUAAAGCUUGGUAAAGUUGAGAAAAUUGAGCAAGAUUCUACUGCUUUGGAGCACCAAAACAGGAAUGAAGUUAUUGAAGUUAUUGUGGAAGAAAUGGUUGAGGAGAAGGAGAACAAAAACAACAGUAAUAAUGGAAAUAUUACUACUCCUCUUGGAAAUGGUAAUAAUAAUAAUGAGAUGAUUAUUAACGAGCCCGAUGGAAAAGCAGCCGUUGAUGAUGUGCCACGUGGAUAAUGCAAUAUUAUAUGCAGGUGUAUGGUAGUAUCUUGUGUAUCCACAUCUUAGAUGUGGUUUUGAGGGUGAUUGGUGCAAAUUAAACAAGCUAGGUGGGUCCAUUAAUGAAAAAAACGAGGGGGCAAAGCAAAAGGGAAAAUGGAAGGAAAAAAAAAAAGUAACAUGGAGGACAUUCAUGCAAGCGACGAGGGGAGCAAAAUAUAUUUCAUGUAUAUUUUCUGAAGGUUUCUAGAUUUUAUUAUUGAAGCAUUUCUUGUACUUGUGUCAAUUAAAUUUCCAUGUUUUUUUUUUUUCCAAACUAGGGUAAUAAUUUCAUUAUUGUUAUGUAGUAAAUAUUUUUAUGUUAAUUCUGUGUACCACUUCUAACUUAAUUCGGUUGUAUUGAAAAACCUUUGUCCUAAUAAUGUGUUUUAUCCCGAUUUUUUAUAUUCAUUUUAGAUUAAUAAUAUAAUAUUUUUAAUUA